GUUACCGAGCGCCGGCCACAGCGCUGGAGCCGCGACGCUCCAGCAUGGACGUGCCCAGGAUGGCCGAGGGCCUAUUCAGCAGCACGCUGUCGUCGUCCGGCGGCGGCCACCAGGCGGCGUCCUACCUGUCACUGGAGCAGAAGGUGGCCUUCAUCUUCGUGUUGCUACUCUUCAUCUUCCUGGCGCUCCUCAUCGUGCGCUGCUUCCGCAUCCUGCUGGACCCCUACCGCAGCAUGCCCUCGUCCAACUGGACCGACCACACUGAGAAGGACACGUUCGACUAUCGCAUUGUCUAAGCCGGGGGUUCUCAAACUUUGGGGGUCCAGCCGAGAGAGAGAUUUGACUCCAAAUCUUAGCGCCCUACGAAAUGACGUUAAAAAAAAAAAAUCCUUCAAUCUAAUUAUUUCUUCAGGAUUCAAAGUUUAAAAUUUUAAAUGAGAAUUAUGUCUGACUUUAUGGGCAUCAAAAAUAAUCUUUCAAAAAUGAAACUAUUUUUUUUUCCAAUGUAACAUUAGUUUAAUGAUUUUCAGCCAGUGAAUUUCAAAGAUACACAUUUUAUUUCUUUUUCUAUAUGUAUUAUAUGCUGUAAAACUCACCUUUAACAAGACUAUACUCUAAAUUCCAGAAAAAAAUGAUUCCCGUCAUUACAAAGCUCUCUGUCAAUUACUCGUCACUAUUCACAGCGAGGCUCAAAUUGACCUUCUCAAAAUAACAUAUUCAAAAAAUCGAUUGCUUCUGGACCCCCCAGUUUGAGAACCACGGGUCUCUCCUUGAAAAUGGCUUCCCUGAGUGGACACCCUCCCCCUUCCUCCUCCCUCAUCCUUCAUUUGUGGACUACCUCGUUCCGCCUUCUUGUGUGUGGACGUCUUAACAGGGUCAAACAGAGUUUACAUGCCAGCGUCUUUGCUAGAUUUAGACAAUCAGUGUUGUUCCGCCCACCCGAGUAGUCGACCUCCUCCAAGGCUUCUUCACGCCUUCUUCUGUUUCUUCUUCUUGGAGCGCUCCCUUUAACGUAAACCCUUUGAACAUUGGCGGUGGCCAUGUUGGACCCAAAGUGAGAGUGAGUGCUGUACCGUGUGCCUCCACAUGUUGUCCCGUGUGGUUUUCGUCACGUGACGUGCGUGUUCCUCAAGCAGGGUCACUGCCGGCACUUGGUAGGUGGACGGCGGCAAUGUCGCUUGUCUCCGUCCUCCCGCCAAAGCCUUGGCCAAAUGACGCCAUGGCCUCUCCGCCAUCUGUGCGCCUUACAGCAGAGGUGGGGGACUCCAGUCACAUGACUUGACUCCAGUCGGGUUUUACGACUCGGCUAAAACUUGCCAUUCAUGAGACUUGACUUGUCUUGGAUUUGAACUGUUGAGUUCAGUUGAGGGAUUUUGGAUUUUUUUUUUUUUUACAUUUGGCGAUUGCGAAAAAGCAAAAGGUACGAGACCAAAAAAAAAAAAAGACAUCUUACUUCAUCGACCGCUAUAAAAGUAAGCUAGCUUCUCUGACAGUUUAGCUCACUGAUGGACUUGACUCGAGUCAGACUAAAAAUCGCCCGUUUUUGGGACUUGGUGCUUGUUUGGCUAAAAUGGAUGAUUGCCAUGUUUACAUUUGAAAAUCUCAAAUUUUCUUCAAUUGGUUAGCAAGUCUGUGUCCUGGUUCUGAGGUUCCUGGUUUGAAUCUCGCCUCAGGCCUUGCUGUGUGGCCUUUUCAGCUUUAUUCAGGACUCUAAAUUCAGUGUGAUUGGGAAUAAUUUGUGCCCCUACGGCCCCCCCCCCCCUUUAGCUCCGCCUGUGUCUGUACCUUGUGACCAAACAAAAUUCAUGACUUGACAUGACUCAUCUGGACUUGAGACUCACUUGAAACUUGAACGUUCAAAUUUUCGACCCGCACAGAUGUGACUUCCUCCCACCUCUGCCUUCUAGUGUAGAUUGUUUACAGACUUUCCUUCCCGCUGAUGUCAUUAAAAGAGAGCACCCCUUCCUCCCUCUUCUCACUUCCUGCUGCCACAGGAAGUGGAGCGCUUGAGCCUUUCUGGCGCCGUUCUCGUCAUGCUGUUGCUUGAAACCAGAAGUCGCGCAAGCUUCUCUCUUUGGCUUGGUGGUGUGCAUGUCUCUGGCCUCUCCGUGCAUG
Molecule: messenger RNA, 2115 nt
Organism: Syngnathus typhle (broad-nosed pipefish)
Lineage: Eukaryota; Metazoa; Chordata; Actinopteri; Syngnathiformes; Syngnathidae
Product: cortexin-3
Exons: 1
Coding region: 45-296 (83 amino acids)
Source: RefSeq, a predicted model, not a curated record